CAAGUCUCACACCACCAACAACGACAACUCACAAAUUCGCUUCCAUUCGCAUCAAAACCCCCACUCACCAAUAACAACUUCAACAAUUCUCUGCAAAAAUGGCUUCUUCUAUGGCUUUCUCUGCCGCCACCUUCUUCACUACUACUCAAGCUAGAACAGCAAAUUCAAAUUCUUCUUUUUCUUCGCCAUCUAUUCCCUUUAUCAAACCCUCCUCCUUUGGUUCCUCCAAGUCAGCGUUUUUUCAAAAUGGGUUUUCUUUGAACUCAUCCAAUCUUCCUGGGUUUGUAGUAAAGCCUCGAUCUUUUUCAGUUAAUGCAAGAGCAGCCACUGAGAAAACCAUUUAUGAUUUUACAGUCAAGGAUAUUGAUAAAAAGGAUGUUCCUCUUAGCAAAUUUAAGGGCAAGGUUCUCUUGAUUGUCAAUGUUGCUUCAAGAUGUGGUUUGACAUCAUCGAACUACUCGGAACUGGCACGCUUAUAUGAGAAAUAUAAAAAUAAAGGUUUGGAGGUUCUAGCAUUCCCCUGCAAUCAGUUUGGUAUGCAGGAGCCUGGAUCUAACCAAGAAAUUAAGCAGUUUGCUUGCACUCGAUUUAAAGCAGAAUUUCCCAUUUUCGAUAAGGUUGAUGUGAAUGGACCAUUUACGGCUCCAGUUUACCAGUUUCUGAAAUCAAAUGCUGGAGGCUUUCUAGGUGAUCUUAUCAAGUGGAACUUCGAGAAGUUCUUGGUUGAUAAAAAUGGUAAAGUUGUUGAAAGAUAUCCGCCAACUACCUCACCUUUCCAAAUUGAGAAGGAUAUCCAGAGGUUACUUGCUGCAUGAGUUGGAAUCAAGAGACACAGGAUGAGUACACCUAGGAGCAAGAGCCGAGCAAUACUCUCAUGUUACAGACGAUGAAUAAUUUCUAUUAUUAUCAAUCAAAUUAUUGUUUUGUUGACUUUACUAAUGUGAUUACCAGUAUAGAGAAGUCAAGUUACAUGUUACUAGCAAAUGAAAAUAAAUAAACUGGUAAUAGAAAUGGGUAUAGAUUUGCUUCUUUUAUUUUUACUCGAAAGAAA
Molecule: messenger RNA, 1051 nt
Organism: Arachis duranensis
Lineage: Eukaryota; Viridiplantae; Streptophyta; Magnoliopsida; Fabales; Fabaceae
Product: phospholipid hydroperoxide glutathione peroxidase, chloroplastic
Exons: 6
Coding region: 99-815 (238 amino acids)
Biological process (GO): response to oxidative stress
Molecular function (GO): glutathione peroxidase activity
Source: RefSeq, a predicted model, not a curated record